AAGGGAACAUUCAGCCAUUACACUGCGAUGAGGUGUGCCGGAGAUUUUGCAUAGAUUAUCAAGCAAUCAAGAAGACACUAAAAAUAUCUGGAGUUGCUGAGCACACCUUUGCGCAUAGGUGUCUGGGUGUGGGUGGCUGGAUUCUUUGGGUUCUAUACUGUUCUGGAGGUGUAGCUGUAGGUUAUUUUCUAUUACUUUGGGUGUAAUUAGAGUAGUUUCCCUUUGUAUUUAUCUUGAAAAUGACGGCUCAGGUAGACUACCUGGCGGUGUUGUUCACCACCACAUCUGGUGCGAGCGGAGACCUCUUGGGUUCGGACGAGACGGAGCUCGAGCAGUUGGUGUGGCAGCUCGUGGACUUGACGAACAAAAAGUUGGGAAAGGUGAAUGAGGUGUUAAUACGGCCUGAGCACUCGGACCUGGCAGAAGAUUGUCUGGGGGAGAGAGAAGACAGCGAGGAGUCUGUCUCUACAGUCACAGGCUUGGAGCACGCGCUAAACCUGUUCCAUCUGAGAUUGACCAAUGAGGUGAACAGCUUGGGCACGGGCACGUCAGUGUGUGUGUGUACGGACGGGCAGCUCCACAUUCGCCAGGUUCUCCACCCCGAAGCUGCGGGCAAGAACCUGGCACUGCCAGAAUGUUUCAACUCCUUUUUUGACCUGAGGAAAGAGUUCAGGAAGCACUUCCCCUCUGCAGACACCAAGAACCUGGAGGUGCAGAAAAUGGCAGAAUCUCUCAAUGUAACUGUGGAGCCAGUAGCCGUCUUGGAUCCAACAGCCGUCCUGGAUCCAACAGCCAUCCUGGAUCCAACGGCCGUGUUGUCACCGGUCACAGCAGCACUGCAGGUCCAGACCAUGGCCAACAUCGUCCUAGCCCUGCUAUUGGAACCCUUAUGUCACACAUUCUCAAACCCAGAGAGAGUCACUGAGAAGUUUGAAAGCGGCACUUGCAGUAAGAUGGAGCGUGUGUGUGACAACACAGUGAUCAGAGCGAGGGGGUUGCCGUGGCAGUCAUCUGACCAGGACAUCGCUCGCUUCUUCAGAGGACUCAACAUUGCCAAAGGUGGCGCUGCGUUGUGUCUGAACGCCCAGGGUCGGAGGAACGGAGAGGCUAUGGUCCGCUUCAUCAGUGAAGAGCACAGAGACAUGGCCCUGCAGAGACACAAACACCACAUGGGCAACAGAUACAUAGAGGUGUACAAGGCAACAGGAGAGGACUUCCUUAAGAUAGCAGGCGGUACCUCCAGUGAGGUGGCGUUGUUCCUGUCUCGUGAGGACCAGGUGAUUGUCAGGAUGAGAGGUCUUCCCUUCACCGCCACACCUGACCAGGUGCUGGCCUUCUUCUCCCAGGGGGAGGGGCCUAAAGAGGCGUGUCCUGUCAGUGGUGACAAGGAUGGCAUCCUAUUUGUGCGUUUCCCUGAUGGAAGGCCGACAGGCGACGCCUUUGUCCUAUUCGCCAGUGAGGAGAAUGCUCAGUGCGCUCUCAGGAAGCACAAAGACAUCCUGGGAAAGAGAUACAUUGAGCUGUUCAAGAGCACCGCCGCUGAGGUGCAACAGGUGUUGAACAGGUACACGUCAGCCCCUCUGAUCGCCGUGGCUCCAGCCCCCCUGGUGUCAAUGUUGCCCUCUGUGUCUCUGUUGCCCUCUCCUGGUGGUGUGAGGGACUGCCUCAGGCUGAGGGGGCUGCCCUACACCGCCACCAUAGAGGACAUACUGGCCUUCCUAGGAGAAUACACACACGACAUCAGACCACACGGAGUACACAUGGUGGUCAACCAACAGGGUCGUCCGUCAGGGGACUGUUUCAUCCAGAUGCGUUCAGCGGAGCGGGCUUUCUCUGCCUCCCAGCGGGUCCACAAGCAGGUGAUGUCUGGUCCGGGCCAGGCUGGCAAGCGAGGGGUUAACAGCCGCUAUGUGGAGGUGUUCCCCUGUAGUGCUGAAGAGAUGGGUCUGGUGUUGAUGGGUGGAUCCCUCUCACACACACACGUUCACACACACACCCGGACCAGGAGUGGGACAGGGCUCAGUCCGCCGCCAUGUAAGUCCAGACGUCUGUCUCCUCCCUCCUACUCCUUCCCACCCGUCCCUUCCAUCCUGCCGGCUGAGGCUGCCGGCCUCUUCCCGCCCAUUGGGCAGGUGCUGCUGAGUCCCCGCCCCCUAGGACCUGGACAAGCCUACUACCCAGCUAGCACUCAGCUCUACAUGAACUACACUGCAUACUAUCCCAGCCCCCCAGGUUCUCCCAACACUAUAGGGUACUACCCCUCCUCCACCCCCCUGCCCUCCCCUGGGGGAGUGGUCCGUAUGCAUGGCCUCGCCUAUAAAGAACUGCUCAACACCAUUCAGGGAUACCAGUACGCUACUGAGGAUGGCCUUGUGCACGCUCAUGCUAACAUGCACGAUCACGAUCCCUCCCGGACCCUGCUCACACAGCCCAAAGAGUGGGUGUGUAUUUAAGGGGUGUGUCCUAGGCAGGCGGAAGAGUCCUAUGGAGGCAUUGCCUGGACUGAGCAGUAUGAUUGGUCAGUCCAGCAGCGGUGAUGCUCUGAUGCCCUUCCCCCCUCUCCUGACCAGGCAGGGAGGGCACUACCUGGACGUAAAUAUGCUGUAGAAUGCUCAAAGAUCCACACACUGUCACUCACUACCCACACACUAUACCAGGAGGGCCAAGGGCCACAUUGGGGUUUCACCCAGAUCUGGAGGGCCACAGUGAAAAGUGGUUAUAUUUCCUUUUUUAUAUAUAAGAGAUGGCUCUCUAUAUUAAACUGUGCCGAAAGUUUGACACCCCUGCACCACAAUAUCACACAACACGCACAUGCGCGCCCCCCCCCCCCCAAAGGACAUGUGGGGGAAUGUCCUGGCCUCCAGCUCUGAUGUGUGUUCCCUGUCUGAGUUUUGUGGUAUGUACAGUGUAUAUGCAUGAGAGCAGAAAUGUAUUUUAUAUCAGAGCUUUGGCUCAGCCAAACAGCAGCUCUGUCUUAUAUUGCACAUAGUAUUUUAAAAAGCUUUCUAGAGACGUUCUAAGAUGUUACAACCACUUCAGGAGACGUCUGUUAGAAGUAGAGCUGCGUUUUGUACUAAUUAUUGAUCUGAACCUUUCUUCAGGACUUGCAUGCAUUUGUGUAUGUGUGUAAGUGCUUGUGAAUGCGUGUACGUGUGUGUGUGUGUGUGUGUGUGUGUGUGUGUAUACGUGCGUGUGGAUGUGUGUGUGUGUGAGAGAGAGAGAGAGAGAGAGGAAUGUGCAUACUGCACUACUCUCUCUAGAUAUGUAUAUGUCUAUAUUUUAUUCUGCCUGUCUAAAAACGUUAAAUUACAUUUUAUUUCUUUAUACUUUCUAUACUUUUACAAUCCAAUACUAGAACGUUGUAUUAGGAAGCCUCCUGCAUGAAGAAGUUAGUAGUGCUAGCUACACUCAGUUUGUUAUGGCAAAUAUAAAGCACUGCUAACCAAUCAGAUGACUAUACAGAUUAUACUGUAUAUCAACAGCAUAGUGUCUGACAUAAAGGUUACAUGUAGUUAGUCAAAUGCUGAAUCACUCCCACACCCCUCCCAUCUAACCUGUUUAUGUUUGCCUAGUUCCACUCCACCCUUGCCUUUUGUAUAUGACGCCAAGCUGAGCCCAGAGCCAGGAGAUUGCUAAUCCUGUUGCCGGUGGUGUAAAGUACUUAAGUAAAAAUACUUUAAAAUACUACUUAAGUAGUUUUUGGGGGUAUCUGUACUUUACUUUACUAUUUAUAUUUUUGACAACUUUUACUUUUACUCCAUUACGUUCCUAAAUAAAAGGAUGUACUUUUUUUUCCAUACAUUUUCCCUGACACCUAAAAUUACAAGUUACAUUUUGAAUGCUCAGGCUGGACAGUAAUAUGGUCCAAUUCACACACCUAUCAAUAUAACGCGUUGUAAUCCCUACUGCCUCAGAUCUGGCGGACUCACGAAAAUAAAAUACCACGUUUGUAAAUGAAUUUACUUUAUUUAUGACAGUUGAGUACUUUAUCCACCACUGUACUUAAGGACAUUUAAAAGCAGAUACUUUUAAACUUUUACUUAAGUCAUUUUCUAUGAAGUUAUAUUCACUUUUACUCAAGUAUGACAAUUGAGUACUUUUUCCACCACUGUACUUCAGUACAUUUAAAACCAGAUAAUUUUAGACUUUUACUUAAGUAAUUUUCUAUUAUCUUCACUUUUACUCAAGUAUGACGAAUGCUUACUUUUUCCACCACUGUCUAUUGCCUUACCCAGCUUGGUCCCAACUCACUGUGAUGGAGAUUUACCACUGUGCUCUCUGAUUCCUUACUGUAAUGUCACUGUGCCUGCAUCUCAACAGUCUACUUAACUGACAUAAAAGGACAUAUUGUUCUCAUCUAUCAUGAGUUUUCAGAUCAGUGCAGACUAAGGAGACGAGGCAUGGAGACGACUGCGCUUCAGACUAUUGAAACUCAACAGUGUGUUUUACUCCCAUGAAGGCCAGAUUAGACCGUAGAGCUAUAAAUGGCCCAUGAUGAUGUAAUACGUUAAUGAUGUAAUACAUUGAUGUCUGCUGUGACUGUGGGUCCCUGGCUGUCCAGGGAACUCUCCUGUGACCACACUGACACUAAUAAAUAGAACAUGUGGAACAA
This is a messenger RNA of Salmo salar (Atlantic salmon), 4612 nucleotides long. RefSeq names its product epithelial splicing regulatory protein 1 (gene esrp1). The record is from RefSeq and is a predicted model, not a curated record. Gene Ontology annotation, molecular function: RNA binding. NCBI's taxonomy places the organism in Eukaryota, Metazoa, Chordata, Actinopteri, Salmoniformes, Salmonidae.